AUGUCUGGCCGUGCUGCUCAGAGCGCUACCAAGAGAUGGCUCGGUGACAAGGGCACGUGGCCCGUGCUGGUUACCUGCGUGGCUGCCGCCGGCUUGUGCACGGCUCAGUGCGUGCGAUACCUGGCCGGCCACCCGGACGUGAACUGGAACAAGCAGAACCGUCAGGACAUCUUCCGCUACAAGGAGGACGUCGGCGCUGACUGGCAGUCGCACCGCCGCAAAAUCGCCACGAUCCACACCAACGUGAUCAACGAGGCCAAGGGUCUCAACAAUCGCUAA
Messenger RNA from Phytophthora infestans T30-4, 279 nucleotides. RefSeq lists its product as uncharacterized. The transcript is spliced from 2 exons. Lineage: Eukaryota; Oomycota; Peronosporomycetes; Peronosporales; Peronosporaceae. The coding region runs from base 1 to 279 and encodes 92 amino acids. The record is from RefSeq and is a predicted model, not a curated record.